AUGUCCGCCACCACAGAAAUCAAGAGAUGGGGCAAGGCGGACUUGGAUGCAUUCCUCGGUAGCCUGCCCACGGAGGUAGACACGUCGACGCAGUACCCCGGCUCGUGCCUCUGCGGCGGAGUUCGAUUCUACCUCGCGGGCGAGCCCCUCAAGAAGGUGUUUUGCUACUGCGAUCAUUGCCGCAAGAAUUCGGGCGGGACUGGCCAGCAGUACAUCAUAUACCAGGCGGAGAAUAUGACGAUUGACGAUCCCAAGGGCUACAAGACCGUCUACACUAUCCCGGGAGAUACGGUAACGCUGUUCCCUAAGGAAAAGUACUUUUGCAGCCAGUGCGCAUGCACCCUCAUUGUGAUGCCCCUCAUGUUGGAGCGGAAGCUCGCCUUCGUUCCGACGGGUCUAAUGAAUCAUGGCCUGGACUACUUCAAGCCUGACUUUGAGUAUUUUGCGGAUAAGCGUCCGGCCUUUUUGGCUCCGAUUCCUGGUGCCGGAUCCUAUAAGGUGCAGGCGGGAGAGCAUGUACCUUUGGAUGAUACGUCGGUGCAGUCGUCCAAGUAG
Molecule: messenger RNA, 555 nt
Organism: Colletotrichum tamarilloi
Lineage: Eukaryota; Fungi; Ascomycota; Sordariomycetes; Glomerellales; Glomerellaceae
Exons: 3
Coding region: 1-555 (184 amino acids)
Molecular function (GO): carbon-sulfur lyase activity
Source: RefSeq, a predicted model, not a curated record